Molecule: messenger RNA, 2479 nt
Organism: Sardina pilchardus (European sardine)
Lineage: Eukaryota; Metazoa; Chordata; Actinopteri; Clupeiformes; Clupeidae
Product: inhibitory synaptic factor 1
Exons: 2
Coding region: 356-1759 (467 amino acids)
Biological process (GO): inhibitory postsynaptic potential
Cellular component (GO): postsynaptic density
Source: RefSeq, a predicted model, not a curated record
GCGCAGAGAGACGCGCAGAAGAGUAGAGAGGAGCGGACCAGAGAGGCUCACACUUCACCACUCCAGCAGGGAGAGGAGAGGCACGCUCUGUUCCGUGCUCCGUGUUCCGUGCUCCGGGUUCCGUGUUCCGUGUUCCGUGUUCCGUGCUCCGUGUUCUGCAGGCUACAGCUGGACAUGAGCUUGUCUGGUGGGGUGGCGGCUCAGCUCAGUGGCACGCUGCUCGGACCUCUGUAGUGUGUGAGUGUGUGUGUGUGUGUGUGUGUGUGUGUGUGUGUGUGUGUGUGUGUGUCCGCUGCCUCAGACAUGGACCCCCAGCUCGGCGGUCCUGUGACGGUCUGGCGUCGACCCGAAGAGGAUGUCCUGCAUGGGGCCCACACCGGGAGCCCCGGGGCCGUGUGAGCGUGAGCGCGAGUGUGUGUGUGUGUGUGUGAGCGCGCGCGUGUGUGAGCGCGGCGGGGGACGCAGGACGCACAUCAGAAGCCACAUGAGGGAAGUGAUGGAGCAGCUGGAGUACGUGCUCACAGAGCUCAAGGAUGUGGCCCGGGAACUGCAGGAGGUGGUGGGUCAGAUCGACAAGCUGACCGGCGACAUGCCCCUGGACGCUGACACGGACCAGUCCACUGUGGCCAGCAGCUCCUGCAGCAGUGAGAGAGGGCCUUCAGACACACACAACCACACACACUCUCACACACACACACUCCAGAGCCAGCUCUCCCAGGACACACUGUCUGACUCCUGCAGCUUGGGAACUGUGUCAGAGAACCCCUCCCUUAGUUCCAGAACAGAGAACCCCCUCCUUAGUUCCAGAACAGAGAACCCCCUCCUUAGUUCCAGAACAGAGACCCCCCCCCUUAGUUCCAGAACAGAGAACCCCCUCCUUAGUUCCAGAACAGAGAACCCUCUCCUUAGUUCCAGAACAGAGAACCCUCUCCUUAGUUCCAGAACAGAACUCAGGCGCAGUCAGCCUCAACCGGUUCCCUCUGGUGCUGCUCAGGUGAAUGACAGGAACUGUUUCCCUUCAUACAGUCCAAAGAGUUCCUGCUUCACCCCAAACAGCCCGAAGAGUUCCUGCCUCUUCCCUAACAGUCCAAAGAGUUCCUGUUUCACCUCUAACAGUCCAAAGAGUUCCUGUGUCCCCCCAAACAGCCCGAGAGGUUCCUGUCUAACCCCAAACAGCCCCAGGAGUUCCUGUCUAAAUUGCCCCAGGGGUUCCUGUCCAAACAUCCCCAGGAGUUCCUGUUCAAAUAGCCCCAGGAGUUCCUGUCUAUACUGCCCCAGGGGUUCCUGUCCAAACAUCCCCAGGAGUUCCUGUCCAAACAGCCCAAGGAGUUCCUGUCUAAACAGCCCCAGGGGUUCCUGUCCAAACAGCCCCAGAGGUUCCUUCAGCAGCCCGAUUGGUUCGUGGGUGUCGGUGUUCAGGGACAACAGGCGCCUGAGUGAGCGGGAGCUGCACGCGCUGUGCUGUGACGACGACGAUGAUGAUGAUGAUGAUGAAGAGGAGGAGGAGGUGGUGGAGGGCCGGAACAGUGGACUGCGCUCCUCCAGACUCUCCUCCACCGACUCCGUGUUCUCCUCCACCCCCCCUCCCCCUCCCCGCCUGUUACCGCUGGCGACGCUGACCCCCAGUCAGAGGAGGAGGACGCAGCGGAGCUGCUCUACGCAGACCGUCUCGGACAAGAGCACGCAGACCGCACACACACACACACACACACACACGCAGACCGCAUGGCCCUACGUCUCUCCCCAGCAGAGGAACUAACCCAGACCGCACACACACACACACACACACACACACACACACACACAAGCAGACCGCAUGGCCCUACAUCUCCCCAACAGAGGAACUAACCCAGACCGCACACACACACACACACACACACACACACACACACGCAGACCGCAUGGCCCUACGUCUCUCCCCAACAGAGGAACUAACGGCCUGGACAGGGCUCUGGUCAUCCACAGAGAGGAACUAACGGCGUGGACAGGGCUCUGGUCAUCCACAGAGAGGAACUAACGGCCUGGACAGGGCUCUGGUCAUCCACAGAGAGGAACUAACAGCCUGGACAGGGCUCUGGUCAUCCACAGAGAGGAACUAACAGCCUGGACAGGGCUCUGGUCAUCCACAGUGUGUCCAGUGCACCCUUACAGAAGUUAAAUGUUUGUGGCAGAUUUGCAGCAAACUUGUGGGUGAUUUAUGGGAAUCAAAUGAGUUCACUAGAAAAUAUCGCCAGAAGUUUGCCAAUGUUGAUGAACCUAAUUUGCAUACGACAUUGCUGCAAAUUUGCUGCAACAUUGCCAAAAGUUAACCGGAACUGUUUGCCAGAAACCUAAUUUGCAUGUGAAAAUACGACCUUGCCGCAAAUAUGCGCCAACUGUUCGCCAGAAACCUGACAUUUCUAUAAGGGACAGGAGUGCAGUGAGUGCAGCGACUAUUUCAUGUAAAACAUUCAUGGGCGACAAAAUGUAUGUGAUGUCU